Messenger RNA from Cyclopterus lumpus (lumpfish), 3157 nucleotides. RefSeq names its product actin binding LIM protein 1a (gene ablim1a). Bases 83 to 2113 code for a protein of 676 amino acids. Lineage: Eukaryota; Metazoa; Chordata; Actinopteri; Perciformes; Cyclopteridae. Gene Ontology annotation, molecular function: actin filament binding. Gene Ontology annotation, biological process: lamellipodium assembly; cilium assembly; cytoskeleton organization. The transcript is spliced from 23 exons. Gene Ontology annotation, cellular component: actin cytoskeleton; stress fiber. The record is from RefSeq and is a predicted model, not a curated record.
UUUCUCCUCCUCCUCUAAAACUGCACCGGGGCAUCUCCUCCAGGCUAUCUCGGCAAAGAAAGAGAGUCUCUACCUACCGGGCAUGUCUGCUAGAGUGGCUCAUGCGCAGGACACACACCACCACUCCACAGAGAAGCCCCUGAUUCAGUGCUACAAGUGUAGCGAGCCAUGUAAGGGAGAGGUGCUGCGGGUGCAGAACAAGCACUUCCACCUCAAGUGCUUCACCUGCAAAGUGUGCGGCUGUGACCUCGCCCAGGGGGGCUUCUUCAUGAAGAAUGGAGAGUAUCUGUGCACACUGGACUACCAACGCAUGCACGGCACUCGCUGCAAUGGCUGUGGGGACUUUGUGGAGGGGGAAGUGGUCACCGCACUGGGCAAGACCUAUCACCCUGCCUGCUUCGUCUGCACCAUCUGCAAACGACCGUUCCCCGCCGGGGACAGGGUGACCUUCAACGGGAAGGACUGCCUGUGUCAGUACUGUGUCGAGCCAAUGUCUCCAGGACCAAAGGACAUCCCGGGCUCCAGCAAUUGUGCAGGAUGUGGUCGAGACAUUAAGAACGGACAAGCUCUUCUAGCAUUGGACAAACAGUGGCAUCUGGGAUGCUUUAAGUGUAAGGCCUGCACCAAAGUGCUGACUGGAGAGUACAUCAGCAAGGACGGCGCCCCCUACUGUGAGAAAGACUACCAGAUCCAUUUUGGAGUUCAGUGUGAGGCAUGUCAUCAGUUCAUCACAGGGAAGGUGCUUGAGGCAGGAGACAAGCACUACCACCCAAGCUGUGCGAGAUGCAGCAGGUGCAAUCAGAUGUUCACAGAAGGAGAAGAGAUGUAUCUGCAAGGAUCAACAGUGUGGCAUCCCGGCUGCAAGAACACCACCAGAACAGAGGAGAGACACAGGGAGAGGCCUACAAGGUCGUCGUCCGAGAGUAUUUGUUCCAGACCUGGUUCAAGCAUACCUGGCUCACCGGGUCACACGAUCUAUGCAAAAGUAGACAAUGAGAUCCUUGAUUACCGAGACCUAGCUGCCAUUCCAAAAGUCAAAGCCAUUUAUGACAUUGAGCGUCCUGAUCUUAUUACCUAUGAGCCUUUGUACACCACUUCCCUGGAUGAGAGAGAGGAGAGAGGAGAGAGUGUGGCCGAGCUCCACACUGCCAGGAGGGAGCGUUCUCCCUUGCCUGAUGACAAAUGCUCGAGAAACAUGUCGCCAACCCCAUCUGGUGAGGGCUCUUACGACAGGAGGGAACGCAUCCUCCAAAGGUCCACUAGUCAGGGCUCCUUAGGAUCACCAGUUUAUAAUCGCCAUGGUUACACCCCCACCUUGUCGAGGUCACCACAGCAUUUCCACAGACCAGGCACUGACCCGCUGAGUGGCCGGAGCUCCCCCCUCCCGCUCAGGCCCGACAGCCGGCCGGUCACCCCGCCUCUAUCUCAGACCCCUAAACAUUUCCACCUCCCAGAUCAGGGGAGCAACAUCUACAGAAAACCACCCAUCUACAAACAACACGGUUCAGAGGGGAGGAGAAGAUCCAGAGAAGAGGAGGAAGAAGAGGCCUUGAAAAGAAAGCAGCUCCACGAGGAACAUCUCAGCAAGAUUCAGUCUGGUUUGGGAAAGCUCAUCCUGAAGGAGGAGAUGGAAAAGGAGCAUAUCAGGGAGCGUCACGCACGUAGCCUCUCUGCCCAGCGCUACGACCCCCAGCAGACCAACUGUGACGCAGAUCCGACUUCUCCGACCAAGACUAACUCUCUGCCUGGCUACGGGAGGAAUGGACUGCAUCGGCCCCAGUCAACAGACUUCACUCAGUACAACAGCUAUGGCGACAUGUGUGGAGGAGGCAGAGAGUUUCAGCACAUUAAGGAUGGCCGUGCAGCACUUGCAAGGAUGGACAGGGGAGUAUCUAUGCCUAAUAUGUUGGAACCAAAAGUGUAUCCCUAUGAAAUGCUCAUGAUAACCAGUAGAGGGAGAGCUAAACUGCCCAGGGAUGUGGACAGAACCAGACUGGAGCGCCACUUAGCACCUGAAAUGUUCUUUGACAUCUUUGGAAUGGAGAUCCAGGAGUUUGACAGGCUUCCCCUGUGGAAACGCAACGACAUGAAAAAGAAGGCCAAGCUCUUCUAGCACUCAGAGCAGCAUGCACAUACUGUACAUUCAUUCAGAUAGCACACAACAACUGUAAUCUAGAUGUAGGUUUUUUGCUUUAUUUCUUUUUCUUCUUUUUUUUUGGUGUGGGGGGGGGGUGGUAUCCUGGCAUAAUCAAGGAAGUCAUGAAAUGGACUAUUUUUUUGGGCUCUGAUGCUUCCUGAGACUGUCAGCUGAAUGAUUUGUCCAGAGAGACUUGCACAGAAAACAAGAAAUGGGAAUCCUUUCCAUGUUAAAAAAUGACAAAGAAUGAGAAUGAAUGAUGAAUAGGGUCUUAUUUCUUUUGACGGCGCUUGUUUUACUUCUUGCUUUGCUUUGAGUGGAACUGCUUUCCUUUCUUUCUUGCUUGUUUCUUCUUACUAUUUGUUGCUGUUGAUUCCUGUGGAACUUUGUUAAGUACAGUAGAACCACAUUACGAAAUGUCCAUGCUCGUAGCUUGAACAUGUGUCAGCUUUCCUUCGCUUGGGCUGAAACGGUUUUAGUCCAAAGUUUGCAAGAAUCGGCUCAGUGAGUCUUUCAAUCAUUUCUUUUUUUUUUUUUAAAGCUGCAGCAGACCCACUAACUGUUUAACCGGAUCUACAUGGAAACGAAUCAUCCGAGCACCUACACAUCGCCAGUCUCCUUCCCUUGGCUACUGUACAUGCCAAACAUUCAUCUGACCCUCACAAAAAGAAAAUGUCUCUCUUCUCAGGCUCUCAUAAACAUGGCCAGACACUUUCCCUUUACAUGUAUUGGAAGUGCAAAUAUAUUUUAAUGCCGUAUCCAACAUACAGUAGCCAACAAAUAGAUAAAACACCUAAUGUAAGAAGCAACUGUAUUUGAAAGUACUGUUUUAUAAAUGAAAACCCACACUGCCAUUUGUUGUAUUGAAAUCUAAGCCAAUAAAGCUUUAAAUCACCAUGAACCAUAUGAUCCUCAGCUAUACCAAAGGUACCCACCGCCUCUUUUCUGUCCUCUGUUUUCUUCUCUGGAUUUCACCAAUAAACACACAGCGUCUGUGAUGUUAUACAGGGUGAGAGGUUG